AUGACUAGCGGAGGACCCCCGUUGCUCCCAACGUUCCCACUGCUCAGACUCCUUGAGUCCUUCUCCAAAGCUCACUGCGGGAACCUGAAGGGUUUGUCCAAUGAAACAAUCGUGGCUGUAUACAGAGUACGCUUCACCGCUUUCAACCUGGAAGCGGUGUUUCCUGGACAGGGCUUGGUGUCCCUCGAUAUACUGCAGCCUGGCUGGGAAUUCCUCUUGCUCAUUUCAGACGUCCCGGCUUUCUGGAAGAGCAACUACCUGCCACCUGGGUCGCCUCAUCACAGCCUCCCUUUCCGCGCUUCUCGGGCCCUGUUCCGACUGACUACCCCUGUCGUCAUUGUUAUGAUUUUCAUCCUCCUCGAACAACAACAUCAACUCCGGCGACCCGAGUCAAAAGCCUCCGAGGAACAUCAUCCUUACCACAAACAAGAAACCGCAGCAAUGGUUCUACACCGCCAACAAGCUCAGUUCGACCGGUCAAGAUGGCGCAUGGCGCUGCUUGUGCCUCUUUGGAUCCUUCAGUUGCUAGUCUUCCUCGUCGUCAUCGCUCUCUUCUCUUGGCGCCUAUCGGAUACUCUUAGGAACUGGGAAACCGAGGAGGAAACAAAAGGGAUGUUUCCCAUGGUAGAGGUCGUUUGGGAAUCUGUCAACAUCGCCUUCUCCCUCGUCUGCCUAUUUUCCACGUUUUACGAAAUCUCAAAGCUCGCUGCCGAGACCCUGACGCCAUGGACCAUGCUUUUUACCCACAUUUUGAAGAUCGUCUGCUCCCUGGCCGUUCUGGCUCUCGAUGUUGUGGUAUUCGUGCAGAGAAAGGACAGCCACUACUCAGUUGUUGGUCUCGGCUUGGAUUGUUUUCUUCUAAUUCUCGUCGCCAUACCAGGCGUUUACUCGAUCCAGACGUAUCGCCGACUCGUCAAGUACGACGACUACCAUUACCCCGUAAACCACAAGCCCUACGGCUUCAACGACCUCGAAGGCGAGACCUCCUACAAUGGUCGUCUUUCCAUCGGCGGCCUUAGCCUUGCAGACCGUUCCCUCCGCCGGAUAUCCACAUCCUCAACAAAGUCAUCGCUUCAGAAGCAAGAAACACAACAGACGGCACAGCAACAGCAACAGCAGGAAUCCGAAGCAACAUCCCUACAACGCAGACCCUCGCAGUAUAACAACGAAAGAGACACGCAGUUCGAUAGGUAUAUGGUCGAACGCGCCAUGAGUAAUGAGUUUGGGUGGGCGAACAACAGCAGCCCCGGCGCGGAUCCCCUUGGCCGAAGCGACAGCUAUGUCGGCAGCGGAUCAAUGUCAAACGGAAAGGUCGUUACGCGGGAGAGCAUGGGACGCGCGCCGAGCUGGGGCAGCUCGCACGUCCUCGUCGCCGUGCCAGAGAUGGACGAGGAGGAGGCGGUGCAUGGUCGUGGGGGAGAUAGGCAGGCGCUUCUUGGACAUCGGAGGCAGGACAGCGACGAUAGUGUUGUCGGACCGAGCAGCCCACCGAUUUUGUCGGCUAUGCCGCCGCUACCGAGGAUCGAGAUCGAGGAGUCGGAUAUUGUUGGCGGCGGUGCUGGGGAGAACACUUGGGAGCGGAAGCGCAAGAGGAGCCAACACUCGGUGUCUGAUUGCAAACUUGUGUCUCCCAUGGUAGGUCCAAGUGGAGGUGCGCCUUACACGGGAAUCAUACGUGAGGUUCAUGGUCUUAACUUCGAGAGUAUAUGGAUCUCAGCCUUUCUCUUGAAGUCCCCUUUACAGGCAACCGUUUCCACGCCAGAAAAGAUUCUUUAG
This is a messenger RNA of Colletotrichum lupini, 1776 nucleotides long. RefSeq lists its product as uncharacterized. Bases 1 to 1776 code for a protein of 591 amino acids. NCBI's taxonomy places the organism in Eukaryota, Fungi, Ascomycota, Sordariomycetes, Glomerellales, Glomerellaceae. The record is from RefSeq and is a predicted model, not a curated record. The transcript is spliced from 11 exons.